AUGGAGGACGGUCACUCCCUCUUCGACUACAGCGUGGGGCUGAACGACAUCGUUCAGCUCUUGGUCAGACAAAGCCCAGCAGUGCUUCCUGCUGUUAGCAAGGAGAAGGAUCCCGAGCUCUCCGACACAGACUCUGGCUGUGGCUCGGGCCAGAGCGAAUCUGACAAAAGCUCUCACAAUGGGGAGGGUGCCCUGGAGCUGGAGGGACAGCCCAGCACGGCAGCACAGCCCCCCUGGACCGACCCGGGCUUCGGCCUCUACAAGAUCAACGACUUGGUUGAUGCCCGAGACACGAAUAUGGGAGCGUGGUUUGAAGCCCAGGUUGUAAAUGUAAGCAGAAAAAAGCCCCCGAGUGACUCAGCUGCCCGUUGUACAGAUCCUGAGCAGCCCACAGCCAUCCCUGAGGAAGAUGUGAUCUAUCAUGUGAAAUAUGAAGAUUAUCCAGAGAAUGGAGUUGUACAAUUGAGUUCAAGUGAUGUGCGAGCUCGUGCACGGACUAUUUUGAAGUGGCACCAGCUAGAAGUAGGUCAGGUGGUGAUGGUCAACUACAACCCUGAUGAACCAAAGGAGAGAGGGUUUUGGUACGACGCAGAGAUCCUGCAGAAAAGGGAAACGAAAAUGAUCAGGGAGAUAAAUGCAAGGAUCUUACUUGGGGAGGCUGGGGACUCGUUGAACGACUGCACCAUUACAUUAGUGGAUGAAAUUUAUAAGAUUGAAGAACCAGGCAGUGUUUGUCCACUCAGUGCCUGUCCACUAAAACGGCAAAGUGGACCUGUGUGUAAAGCUUGCAAGGACAACCCAAACAAGAAGUGCCGAGUUUGUGCUUGCCACAUCUGUGGAGGAAAACAGGAUCCAGACAAACAGCUCAUGUGUGAUGAGUGUGACAUGGCUUUCCACAUCUACUGCCUCAACCCUCCCCUCAGCAGUAUACCAGAUGAUGAGGACUGGUAUUGCCCUGAGUGUCGAAAUGAUGCGAGCGAGGUGGUUUUAGCAGGAGAGAAAUUAAAAGAAAGUAAAAAGAAACAAAAGAUGGCAUCUGCUAAUUCAUCCUCACGGAGAGACUGGGGCAAGGGCAUGGCGUGUGUUGGUCGCACGAAGGAAUGUACCAUCGUCCCUUCAAACCACUAUGGACCCAUUCCUGGGAUUCCUGUUGGCACCAUGUGGAAGUUCAGAGUCCAGGUGAGCGAAUCUGGUGUCCACAGGCCCCACGUAGCAGGGAUCCAUGGCAGGAGUAAUGAUGGUGCUUAUUCCUUGGUUCUGGCAGGUGGCUAUGAAGAUGAUGUAGAUCAUGGAAAUUCCUUCACAUAUACAGGGAGCGGAGGGCGUGACCUGUCUGGGAACAAGCGCACAGCGGAGCAGUCUUGUGAUCAAAAACUCACCAACACCAACAGGGCUCUGGCUCUGAACUGCAGUGCCCCCAUCAACGACAAGAAUGGAGCUGAAGCCAAGGACUGGAGAGCUGGGAAGCCCGUCCGAGUGGUGAGGAGUGUCAAAGGGGGCAAGCACAGCAAAUAUGCCCCUGUAGAGGGGAACAGAUACGAUGGGAUAUAUAAGGUUGUGAAAUACUGGCCUGAGACAGGGAAAUCUGGAUUCUUAGUGUGGCGUUACCUGCUUAGGAGGGACGAUGAUGAACCUGCUCCUUGGACCAAAGAAGGAAAGGACAGGAUGAAAAAGCUUGGCCUAACAAUGCAGUAUCCUGAAGGGUACUUGGAAGCUGUUGCAAACAAAGACAAGGAAAAAGAAAAUGAUGGAGAUGAUGAGUAUGAUACCCCGGGGAAAGGAAAGAGGAAAAGGAAAUCAGCAGGUGGGGAAGAAAAACUCGACCGCUCUCCUGCAGGGACUCCAAAGAAGACUAAAGUUGAGCCUUACAAACUGACAUCUCAGCAAAAAUCUCUUAUAAAAAGUGAUGAAGCCAAUGAAAAACUGUGGAAUGAAGUUCUGGAGGCGCUCAAAGACGGGCCGAAAUUCCUGAACAAGGUGGAAGAGGCCUUCCUGUGCAUUUGCUGUCAGGAGGUUGUGUUUCGGCCCGUCACCACCGUGUGCCAGCACAACGUGUGCAAGGACUGCCUGGACCGCUCCUUCAGGGCCGAGGUGUACAGCUGCCCAGCCUGUCGCUACGACCUGGGCAAGAACUACAGCAUGGAAGUGAACGAGCCCCUGCAGAGCCUCCUCACCCAGCUCUUCCCCGGCUACGGCAACGGGCGGUGAUUCUGGAAAGCACUUCUCCCUUUCUUUUCUUCAAACUUAUUCAUGGGUUUUCAAUGGGCUUAAUUUAAAACAAAAAAAAAGUAGUCUGUGUUCUCCC
Merops nubicus (carmine bee-eater) is the source of this 2305-nucleotide messenger RNA. It is a transcript of the gene UHRF1, whose product is annotated as ubiquitin-like with PHD and ring finger domains 1. Gene Ontology annotation, molecular function: ubiquitin protein ligase activity. The transcript is spliced from 15 exons. Bases 1 to 2208 code for a protein of 735 amino acids. The record is from RefSeq and is a predicted model, not a curated record. Gene Ontology annotation, biological process: negative regulation of gene expression via chromosomal CpG island methylation. NCBI's taxonomy places the organism in Eukaryota, Metazoa, Chordata, Aves, Coraciiformes, Meropidae.